Molecule: messenger RNA, 2331 nt
Organism: Symbiodinium pilosum
Lineage: Eukaryota; Dinophyceae; Suessiales; Symbiodiniaceae
Source: the annotation of a GenBank genome assembly
AUGGGCAACUGCAAUUGCCCAGUGGUCCCGAGAGAGAAGUUCACCAAACUUGACAAUCUUGCAGAAUGCGACGGCGACGCCAACGACGCCCUGUUCAGGGUGGGCAAUGCGGCCCGGGGGGCCUACGUGUGGCCCCCGCGCUCCAGCAGCGGCGGCAGCGACGUGGAGUCGGAGACGGAGGAGCCGAAGCCGGUGCUGAGGCCCCGACGAGGCGCCGUCUUCGCGGAGCAGAUGCAGAGCACAGGCUACUACAAGGAGCCCUACUGGAACAAGCAUGUUGCCUGGGAGAACCAGCUCUUUGUGGCGCUGUCGGCUUGCCCGAUCUUCCAGCAGUUCACGGAAGUGGAGAUCACAAAGUUUGUCCGGGCCAUGGAAAUCCACCUGCGCUAUGCCACCGAGCCACUCUGCACCGAGGGCGAAGCAGGGGACGGGCUCUUCGUGGUCCUCAUGGGCACCAUCUCCUGCUACAAGGGCGACACGCUCUGCACCAUCAAGCCUCCUGGCUCCCUGAUCGACGAGGCCUCCGUGCUGUACAGCUAUCCCCGGCCUUACAAGAUGAAGGCCCAGGGCGAGUGCGUAGUCGCCAAGCUUGCCCGUAAGGACUAUGUGGAUUUGGGAACCCGCUUUCAGUUCUAUGCGCGCGAGAAAUAUAAGAGCCUUCUGAUGGAGACCAAAGUGCUGGAAACCAUGCCGCCGGAGGGCAUCGCACGGAUCGCGGACACCUUGCAGAAGCGGACCUACAAACCCAAAGAGGACAUCAUCCGCCAGCAUGAAGAGGGCAAGGAGUUCUUCAUCAUGCUCUCGGGCGUGGCCCGGGUCUGGGUGCGGACGGGCAACGACGAGCAGGAGUACAAGCGCUACAAGGCCGGCGACCUCUUUGGCGAGCUGGCGCUGCUGAAGAAUGCCCCGCGGGCCGCUUUCGUCUCGGCGGUCACCAGCGUGGAGGUGCUGGCUCUAACGCGGAAGCAGUUCGAGAGGCUCUUUGGCCCCAUGACCGACCUGCAGCAGCAGCAGUACCUGACAGAUCCACGGAAGCUGAUCGCGGACUUCUACAUGGCCGGGGAUGCCCGGGGCCCCCGGGGCACCCUCCGGCUGAAGCAGCUGACGCCGUCCACGGACCAGGAGACCACCUGGUUCGCGGUGUAUCGUCCCACCAGCAAGGACGCCAUCGCCAAGAUGCUUUCCGGAGUGGCCGUGGGAAAGGGCUUGAACGUGAAGGGCAAGUCCGCGAAGAAAGGCGUCCUUUCGGGGUUCGUGCCUUUCAUCCAGAUCAGUGACAACGACCACCGCUCCAUCAUCGAGUCGUCCCCGCGGGAGUCUCGGGUGACCAUCUACUACAAGACCAAGGCUUCACGGCAGGAGGCGCAGAAGCUGCUGCAGGCCGGGCUGGAAGAUGGCAGCCUGGACAUCGAGGACCGGUCCAUCCGGUUGGUGGACGACUUCCAGCCCGAGAGCUGGGGUUUGGAUUUGCCGGAGCCCUUGAUCCGGGAGAUGUACAUCGUCCGCAGUGACCUGACCCCGGUGAUGGGCUGGGAGACGGGCCGGCGCUCGGAGCCUGCCUUCAUGGACAUGAACCUGCAUGCCAUCCGCGGCAAGUCCGAGCCGCAGGUGGUCCUGUAUCAGUACGAUGAGAGCGAUCCCAUGAACCCCCGCGGGCUGCUGAUUGCGUAUGCGGAAGCCCACGUGAAGCCCGUGGUCUCGGACUUCGACACCUUCACGGUGGGCAGCCGCGGGAUGCGCUACUCCAAGCUGCCAGCUGACCAAGCGAAGCUGAUCACAUGGCUGCUCCAACGGACCUCCGAGAUUUUGACAUCCUUAGACCACAACCCCUGGACCUCCCGCUGGCUCGAGGUCCUGAAGAAGGAGAACGAGAAGGAGGACGGCGUGCACCCGGAGCUGCCCAAGUUCGGCUUCGGAGACCCGACUUCGUACCAGCUCAUCGCAGAUGUUGUCGCCGAGACGGCACCUUGCGGCGCGGUGCGCCACGGCGCGGAGUGCAGCAACUUCUAUUUCCCGCAGGAGCUGGACGACGAGUUUCUGGUGGUUUGGCAUGGUUUCAACGAGAUGCACGGUAAACCCUGGGAUUACAAGGACGAGGGUGGCCUGCGGACGUUUCUGCUCGAGCGCAUCGCCGAGGGCUAUUCCUUUCCCUUGAACCCUGUCUGGCCCGUGCGGGACAAGGGCUGGUACGAGGUCUACCAGGCCCUGAGCGCCUCGGAGCACGGGGCCACGGACCUCCAGAGCUGGUUCCCUCCCGAGUUGGAGUACCCGAAGCUCAUCGAGCAGAUGCACCGGCAGUUCCCCGAAGGCUUCCGCCUCGUCCAGAAGUGA